Mytilus trossulus (common blue mussel) is the source of this 999-nucleotide messenger RNA. RefSeq lists its product as uncharacterized. The transcript has 2 exons. The record is from RefSeq and is a predicted model, not a curated record. The coding region runs from base 1 to 999 and encodes 332 amino acids. NCBI's taxonomy places the organism in Eukaryota, Metazoa, Mollusca, Bivalvia, Mytilida, Mytilidae.
AUGGCUGUCACUGCUGCAGGAAGGGAACCACUUGAACCAGGACUGAAGUUAGCCGUUACACUCAGACAUUUGGCUACCGGUUCCACGUAUGCUGAUCUUAUGUAUGCCUUUCGUGUUGCCCGGAACUCCAUAUCACUCUUUGUGCCUAAAGUCUGCGAAGCAAUUUACUUAGCAUACAAAGAUGAAGUCAUGCCGGAUGAGAUUACGACGGAAUAUUGGAUGCGUAUAGCAUCUGACUUUGAAAGAAUAUGGAACCUCCCACACGCUUGUGGUGCUUUGGAUGGGAAGCACAUUAGAAUAAGAAAACCGCCUAACUCGGGGUCGUUAUUUUUUAACUACAAACAUUUCUUCUCUACAGUGAUGAUGGCUCUAGUUGAUGCAGAUUAUAAGUUUAUUUGGCUGAGUGUGGGCUCAUACGGAAGUGCAUCUGAUAGCCAGAUAUUUAGGGACUCGGAACUACGACCAAUGUUAGAAGAUGGAACUUUGGAUCUUCCGCCUCCCUCCCCUCUUCCAAAUGGUGAAACAGAUAUUCCUUAUUUUCUUAUUGGCGAUGACGCAUUUCCUCUCCGAUCAUGGAUGAUGAAACCCUAUUUAAGAAAACGUUUAGACCACGAUGAGCGCAUCUUUAACUAUAGGUUGUCCCGUGCACGUAGAAUUGUGGAGAAUGCUUUUGGCAUUCUUGCCAUGAGAUUUCAGAUUUUGAUUGGAACUAUGCAACAACUGCCAGAAACAGUAGAUUUAAUCGUACUGUCUUGUACUACUCUUCAUAACUUACUUCGGAUAAGGAAACGUGCUGAUCUACAACUGUUUGCUGACGAAGAAGACAACAAUCAUAAUUUAAUAGAGGGACAAUGGCGACAAGGUGCGCAACUUACCGACGGAGACCCAGGGUAUCAGAGAAAUUUUGGUAACGCUGCUGGAAUUGAUCAAAGGAACUAUCUUAAAAAUUACUUCAACUCGGAAGCAGGCGCCGUAGAUUGGCAAGAGAACAUGAUUUGA